Messenger RNA from Elephantulus edwardii (Cape elephant shrew), 519 nucleotides. RefSeq names its product prolyl-tRNA synthetase associated domain-containing protein 1-like. The record is from RefSeq and is a predicted model, not a curated record. Gene Ontology annotation, molecular function: aminoacyl-tRNA deacylase activity. The transcript is spliced from 2 exons. Bases 1 to 519 code for a protein of 172 amino acids. NCBI's taxonomy places the organism in Eukaryota, Metazoa, Chordata, Mammalia, Macroscelidea, Macroscelididae.
AUGGCGGGCGCGGAGUUGCGGGCGGAGCUGGAGCAGCGACUUGGCGCACUGUCCAUCCGCACGGAGGUCGUGGAGCACCCCGAGGUGUUUACAGUUGAAGAAAUGAUGCCUCAUAUUCAGCAUUUAAAAGGAGCCCAUAGUAAGAACUUAUUUCUUAAAGACAAAAAGAAAAAAGGCUAUUGGCUGGUGACAGUUCUUCACAACAGACAAGUUAAUUUAAAUGAUCUUGCCAAACAGUUGGGUGUUGGAAGUGGAAACCUGAGGUUUGCGGAUGAAACAGCCAUGCUGGAAAAACUCAAAGUUGGCCAAGGGUGUGCCACGCCCCUGGCUCUCUUCUGUGACAAUGGAGACGUGCGGUUUGUCCUGGAUUCUGCCUUCCUGGAAGGUGGACAUGAGAAGGUCUACUUUCAUCCAAUGACCAAUAGUGCGACCAUGGGGUUGAGCCCUGAAGACUUUCUCUUGUUUGUGAAGAAAACGGGACAUGAUCCUUUAAUACUAAAUUUUGACAAAACUAGCUAA